Molecule: messenger RNA, 981 nt
Organism: Trichomycterus rosablanca
Lineage: Eukaryota; Metazoa; Chordata; Actinopteri; Siluriformes; Trichomycteridae
Gene: mtnr1al
Product: melatonin receptor type 1A like
Exons: 2
Coding region: 19-981 (320 amino acids)
Biological process (GO): G protein-coupled receptor signaling pathway
Cellular component (GO): plasma membrane
Molecular function (GO): melatonin receptor activity
Source: RefSeq, a predicted model, not a curated record
UCUCAGGAUGAAGUAAGCAUGGUCAAAGCGACCAGCAGUGCACUUGCGCUCAGAAACAGCUCCUCUAGCAGUGGGAAUGGCGAGACAUCUUCUUUCCCCUGGACUGUCACUGUACUGGCCAGCGUGCUUAUAACCACCAUAGUGGUGGACGUGCUGGGAAACCUCUUGGUCAUCGUUUCUGUCUUUAGAAACAGGAAACUCAGAAAAGCAGGAAAUGCCUUUGUGGUGAGUUUGGCCGUAGCAGAUCUUGUAGUGGCACUUUACCCGUACCCCCUGGUCCUGACCGCAAUCUUCCACAAAGGCUGGAUCGCAGGAAACAUUCACUGCCAAAUCAGCGGCUUCCUAAUGGGUCUCAGCGUCAUCGGAUCCAUCUUUAACAUCACAGGCAUCGCCAUCAACCGCUACUGCUACAUCUGCCACAGCCUCACCUACGACAAACUCUUCUCCAACAAAAAUACCAUCUGCUAUGUGGUGCUGGUGUGGGCGCUGACUAUCCUGGCCAUCACGCCCAACUGGUUUGUAGAGUCUUUGCAGUACGACCCAAGGGUCUACUCUUGUACGUUUGCCCAGUCGGUCAGCUCGCUCUAUACCAUCACAGUAGUGGUGGUGCACUUCAUACUGCCCAUAAGCAUCGUCACAUACUGCUACCUGCGCAUCUGGAUCCUUGUCAUUCAGGUCCGCAAACGCGUCAAGCCAGACACCCGACCAAAGAUCAAACCACAUGACUUCCGCAACUUUCUGACAAUGUUUGUGGUGUUUGUGUUGUUUGCGGUGUGCUGGGCACCUCUAAACUUUAUUGGUCUGGCAGUGGCUAUUCAACCCAGACUAGGCCAGGGUAUUCCUGAGUGGCUCUUCACAGCCAGCUAUUUCAUGGCUUAUUUUAACAGCUGCCUAAAUGCAGUCAUCUAUGGGGUACUGAACCACAAUUUUCGGAAGGAGUACAAAAGAAUUGUGCUGGCCAUUUUUAAUUAUCGUUUUUAG